Messenger RNA from Ostreococcus lucimarinus CCE9901, 534 nucleotides. RefSeq lists its product with no specific name. Lineage: Eukaryota; Viridiplantae; Chlorophyta; Mamiellophyceae; Mamiellales; Bathycoccaceae. The transcript has a single exon. The record is from RefSeq and is a predicted model, not a curated record. The coding region runs from base 1 to 534 and encodes 177 amino acids.
AUGAGCGCGUACGAAGACGCGGUGCGAACGACGCUCGGCGCGCUCGCGCGCGCGCUCGACGCGAAGCGGUGCGACGCGACGCUCGAGGGCGCGUGGAAGCUCGACGUCGCGCGAAGCGAAUCGCUCGGCCCGUUCCUGCGCGCGCUCGGCGCGCCGCGAAUCGCGACGCCGAUCGCGGAUAACCUGCCGACGACGGUGACGGUGAAGUGCGACGACGACGGACGCGGAUUCGCGAUCGUGGACGCGACGGCGCUGAGCUCGAGGAACGAGACGCGCGCGCGAUUCGACGGCGCGGAGACGCUGCGAACGACGCGGGGAGGGCGGAAGCGGUUUUAUCUGUCGGGAGACGCGCGAGAGGGCGCGCUGGUGAUCGUGUGUCGAUUGUUCGAGCGCGGCGAGGGGUGGGCGACGGAGCAGAUUCGCGGGAUGGAUCCGAGCGGGAGCGGGAUGCUGCGAGAGCGAAACGUGCUCAAGCGACCGAACGGCGAGCCGGACGUCGUGGUCGAUCGGUUCUUUCGUCGAGUGGUGGAUUAG